This is a messenger RNA of Patella vulgata (common limpet), 4951 nucleotides long. RefSeq lists its product as uncharacterized. Lineage: Eukaryota; Metazoa; Mollusca; Gastropoda; Patellidae. The coding region runs from base 476 to 2131 and encodes 551 amino acids. The transcript has 6 exons. The record is from RefSeq and is a predicted model, not a curated record.
UCUUCGGGCGUUGACGAUUCGAUGCGCUUGAUGGAUUAAUAAAAUCGCUACGUGUAAACCAUUUUACUGAGCACUGGAACAGGUAGCUUGCUGGGAUGUAAUUAUGGAUAUAGGUCUGGAGAUAUCGGAAUAAAAUUUACCAUUAUGUAUUCAAGUAAUUAAUAAGGUAAUCACUGGCAUCAUCUGGGACGUGUCACGUGUUGGCAUAUAUUAUGGAUUUUGUUUAAGAAGUUUGAUUGGACGACUGAAACCAAUAGUCUCGUGUCUCAUGAAUUGAAGAUAGCGUUACAGGUAGUCUUUGAGUGGAUUGAUCCAAAGUCGGUGCUUGUUUACUAUUGUGCUGGACCAUUACAUCGUGUGAAAUCGUUUUGACACCGUGUGCAACUAUUUCACACAUUGCAGAAUGCAGAUAUAGUUGGUGACUGAAUCGAUGUAAUAUAUAGAUUUUGAAUAUAUGGAUUUUGUUAUUCUGUAGAUGAAACAAACAAAAAUGUUGAAUAUUGUUAAACAGAUUUUGGGCCAUAACUUAUCCAAGAUGGACGUGGAACCGGAGAACUACGACCCGCACACAACAACACACGAGGAGAUCACGUUACUGCAGCUUGCACUGUUCCUAUUAUGGAUUGGUGCCACUCUCUAUUACAUCUUCAGAUUCAGAAAGAGAGAAAAUGGUGAAAAUAUUGUGCAAUCGUUGGAUAUUGCUGAUGUUGAAAAAAUUGUGCAAAAUUCUGAUUCCUCCAAAAACCAUGAAAAAGCUAUAGACAUAGGUGGAGAAGAUAAACCAAAUUCUAGUGUACAGAAACCGAGUUCAGGACCGAUAACUCCAUCACUGAAUAGUUUCUUGCAACAUGUAUUUAUAUUUGGACUAGUUAUGGCGUAUUUUUAUUUGUCUGAUUAUAAAAAGAUCUUUCCAAUAUUACAUAAGGAAUAUAGUCGAGAUGUAUUUUUAUUCCUGGUAUUUCUGGUAUUUCUUAUCUCAUGUACGUUCUCCAUUAAACCAACAGCUGAUACAAUACUCGGCAGGGAUCAGACGGAGGAAUGGAAGGGUUGGAUGCAGAUAAUGUUCGUCUGGUAUCAUUAUUUUGCCGCCAAGGAGUGGUAUAACUGGAUUCGUGUCUAUAUUGCAUGUUAUGUUUGGAUGACAGGAUUUGGAAACUUCUCCUUCUUUUGGGUAAAGAAAGAUUUCUCCAUGUGGCGGAUGUUAAAGAUGUUGUUCCGGUUGAAUUUUUUGGUUAUAUUUGUGUGCAUAGUGACUAAAAACGAGUACAUUCUCUACUAUAUCUGUGCCAUGCAUACCUACUGGUUUUUCUCCGUCUAUUUCUUCAUGAGAAUUCUCUCCUCUUGGAACGAGCACAGAAUUAAGAUGGCGAUGAAGUUUGGCGCCUAUAUUGUCUUUAAUGCUUUGUUGUUCGAAAUACCCGGUGCCGUUGCGUUUGUUUUUAGACCCCUGUGGUUCAUAUUUCAAUAUCACGAUGGAAAACACGAUAUAAUGCAUGAAUGGCAGUUCCGGCUUGGAUUGGAUCAUUGGGCCUGUUUGAUUGGGAUGUUAUGUGCCUAUAAUUACCCUCACUUCGAAGCUCUAAUGAAGUAUUUGGAGGACGUUUCGUGCACUCCAUCCGAACUAUUACGAAAAAGGAUGAUACGAGUUGGGAUGAUUUUGACGUCAAUAGCCGUCUGUAUAAUUUGGUAUUUUACCAUUGCAAAGCAAGAUAAAUGGGACUACAACAAGCUUCAUCCAUAUACGUCAUUCAUGCCCAUAUUAGCUUAUAUAGUUUUGCGUAACUCAUUUCCUGUUUUACGCAGAUAUCACGUACAUAUAUUCGCUUGGUUAGGGAAGAUAACUCUGGAAACAUAUUUAUCUCAGUUGCACAUUUAUUUACAAUCGAACGCCAAGGAUCUAUUAGGAUAUUUUUUCUUAGAAUCUUCCAAUUAUCGUCUGCUCAAUUUUUCAUUUGCUACCAUUGUAUAUAUAGCCUUAUCUUACGUUUUAUUUAAAAUAACGAACAAUUUCAGUUCAUUCCUGAUACCAAAAGAUUUUAAACUUAUUUUUAGAUAUACAUGUAUUGGGGCCGCUAGUUUUAUGAUUUCAUUUACGUUGGCAGCCAUUUUGAAAUACAGUCAUAUUAUGUGAUUAUUUUACUACGGUACUGGUAUAUUCGAGACUUAGACUUGCUCCUCCAUUUUUAAAUUAAAUCAUCAAAUGGCAGAACCGUUCAAAUCUAGUUAAAAUCUCGAGAAUCGAGAGAUGAUUACAGUCUUGUCAUUUUAAUAAGUGUCUAAUUACUAAUUAUUUAUAUAACAUUUUAGACCGAAAGAAAGACCUGAAAUAAGCAAAUUUAGCCCUGGAAUAGUGUAUCCUUGAUCUUUAAAUAUAAUAUUUUAUAACAUAAUCAUACACCAGGGGCCUAUUUCACGAAAUCUUAACUAAGAUAAAAUCCAAAUUUUAGACUGAUUUUAGCGCUUAGCCAAUCAAAAUUGAAGUAUCUACUAAAAUUUGGAUUUUAUCUUUAGUUAAGAUUUCGCGAAACGGGGCCCCAGGUCCAAUUAAUUUGAUUACUUUAUUUUUACUUUAAAUCAAACAGAUUUAGCUUUUUUAACUGCUGAGCUUUGAAUAACCAAACUUCAGAAGAUGUUUAUUUACUUUCUUGUUUUUGUAUGUUUUAUCGCCCGUCUUCAUUAGACAAGUUCGGAGCAGAACAGUAGGACGUUAAACCCCAUUUCAUUUCAUUUAUAUUUUGUCGAGAUAUGAAAACAUACAUUGGCGCACUCAGGUUUUUAAAUUGUUGGUAAAUCAGUUUUAGUAUUUUAAAUUUACCCUCGGUCUACCACCCGUAGCUAAUUUGAGUAUGUUAUUAUUGUAGGACCUGCUAGGUCUGUCCUUGGUAAAUAUGAAGUUUUUAUUUUGUAUUUACUUCCUUAGCAGUUCUUUCUCCCACCCCACCCCUUUUGCAUAGGAAUUUUGAUUGACGUUUAGGUCUAGAAUCGAAAAGGAUAGUUUGAAUUUUCAUUUUCUGCCAGGUUUUGGUUGAUAUUCGUGAUUUUAGUGCAGAAGGACCAGGAAGUACAUGAAUUAUGGUGAUCGCCUACUAUAAUGACGUCAACUGCAUAUAGAUUCCUCUGACCAGGCCUAGCAAAAAAUCGACAAGGUCGACAACCCCUUCCAAAAUAAGUGUGACUUAUUGGACUCCGUAUGGUUGUAUAGUUUAAAAUAUUCGCAAUGUUAAAAGAAAAUGUUAUAGGACAAGAAAUGUCACGGAUUUAACAGUUAUCUAACAUUGGUAAAUACAAAGAGCUGCUACAUGUAUAUAACAUUGGGAAUUGUGAGUCUGCAAACUCCAAACUAGACUGUUACGUAGCUGUGUUAAAUUCAGAUCAUGUGAAUCUUCCAGUAAAGUAAUACGAUAGUGGCAAUAGUAGACAAUGGUAAUAAAAGCUCUACUGUCAUGCCAAACAAAAUCGGGUACAAUUCAUAAGGCAGGGGGUUAAUUUUUGCCUGAGCAAGAAGCAUAUUAAAUUAUAUCCAUUCCGUCGCACUACUCUUCUCUUAUAUAUUUCAACUGUUUUCUUUAUUUCAUGUGAAGAACUACAUAUUCGUUCGCUAUAUUAUAUUUUAUUUUAUUAAAUUAACAUUAUAUUCAUUAGGACAAUAUUUGAUGAAAACCCGAGUGCUUGUGUACACAUACUUUUGGGUUGGAAUUCGAAUUCGAAACGCUGCUGUACCAUGUCCUGUCAAAACUUUCUUCGGUGCACACUGUAUGACGCAUGUCCGUUUCUAGGGCCUUAAACUUUGCAUUACAAAAGUUAUCGAAGCAUCGAUAACUUUAAUAUCUUUGUUACAAUAAGUACAGAAAACAUGAUCGCUUCAUAAUAGUUGUAUGUUCAAAUUAGACAAAUUAUGUAUUGAACUUGAGUUCAAAUCAUAUCUAUUUUCGGUACUUAUUUACUAUUUACGGUACUAAUUAGUUUUUUAUUAAACUAUAUAGGAUUAAUAUCCCCUUAAAUCUUUUAGGUCUUUAUGGUACUAACGUUAUUUCAUCCGGGGUAUGUAAUGGUAUUAGAAAUGCUUUUUUAGCAUGUUUUAAAAUUUAGUUUUAAAGAUUUCAUAUUUUGUUUAUGUUUAAAAUUCAUUUUAUUAAUUGGCAUUUAACUUAAGGAAUGUUUGUAUUGUUUUGUAUGAAAUUAAAGUUGGAAUAUGAUUGAUAAGUAAAUAUGAAAGCAAAUUCUGAUCAAUAAUUUACGAGAGAUAUUUGUUAAAGUACAAUGGGGUAAAGUGGAUUCUGAGAAUAUAAAAAAUGUACACACUGGGUAAAAUAUUGGAAUAUACAUGAAUUUCAAUUAUAAUUUUUGUUGUAUAUUUUGGGAAACACACUUUAUAACAGAUAUCUGGAUCCUAUACUAACAAUCAACAAGAAUCGAUCAGUAAGGUAUGUUAGUAACAAUAUUACUACUUUAUCGUCUUCGCCGGUUCGUACAAAUUUAAAUUUUAGUAUACAUUUACACCACGAUUGUUCAAAUUUGGUUGUAUCCAUUUAUUCAAACAGUAGCGUAUAUAUUUUAAUUUUCAAUAUUCGAUUCGUUCAGGAAUCUUAACGAUAAAUGCUUUACUCCAAGUAAGCAAGUUUUCUAGUGUUGUUUUGAUUAUUUUAUACGAUAUAUGUGAUAAUGAUUCUUUGAAAAUUGUUUGAACGAUGAAACAUCCAAAAGAAACAUUAAGUGUGACUGAAUAGUGUUUAGAGUAGCUUAUUGUAUUUCAAUGAAGAAACUAUAACGUUGGUUGUUUAGUUUUGUUUUAAAUGUAUGAUACAUAUAUUUAUAUAUUGUUAUAUAUUUGAGGGAUUUAUAUAUUUAUAAAAAUGUGUUACAAUUUACAUAUUUUUACUGUUACCUAUUGUUAAAUAUUUGAGGGAUUUACAUAUUAAAAUAUGUGUUAAAUAUGUUAUUUAUUUGAUGG